GGGUUCCAUCCCCCCCUCGAUCCGCCGGAAUACUCGUUCUUCCUCCCCAGAAAUUUUGGUUGUUUUCCUCCGAGUUUAUUCGUAUGGUCAUGCUUCAAUCACCGCUGCAGCUUUGAAUCCUACUGCGAAGCGCGUUCCAAGAUAAAAAAUGCGGGCUCUUGGGAGGAAAGUUUCAUUCGGAAUGAUCGAUCCUCUGUUCGUCUUUUGUCGCUGUUGUUGAUUCUUUCGGGCAUGAUGUGGUAAGGGAGAACUUCCAAAGCCGGUGGAGGAAGAAAAGGUUCGAUUUUUUGUAUCGAUUCUAUUCGCUACUCUGAUUUCUACGGAGAAAAAAAAAUCGGAUCUUUGCUGGAGAACGCGUGAUUCGAGUUCGGGAGUCAAUGGCCAAGCCUCAAGGAAGGUUGGGAUCCUUGUUGAACAACAGAUGGCUCGUGUUCGUGGCCGGGAUGUGGGUGCAAGCCGUCGCUGGGAUCGGGUACCUCUUCGGCAGCCUUUCGCCGGUGAUCAAGAGCUCCCUCGGCUACAACCAGCGGCAGAUCGCCAGCCUCGGCGUCGCCAAGGAUCUCGGUGACAGCAUCGGCUUCCUCGCCGGCACCCUCUGCGAGAUCCUGCCCCUCUGGGCGGCUCUUUUUAUUGGUGUGCUGCAGAACUUCUUCGGGUAUGGCUGGGUUUGGCUCAUCGUCACCGGGAGAGCGCCCCGUUUGCCACUGUGGGCGAUGUGCAUUCUUAUAUUCGUGGGGACAAACGGAGAGACCUACUUCAACACAGCUGCACUGGUUUCGUGCGUACAGAACUUCCCCAGGAGCAGAGGCCCGAUAGUGGGAAUCCUGAAGGGGUUUGCAGGGCUCAGUGGUGCGAUCUUGACGCAGAUUUUUGCGAUGAUGCACACACCUGAUCACGCUGCUCUCAUUUUCAUGGUGGCCGUCGGACCAUCCAUGGUGGUCAUCUCCCUGGCGUUCAUCGUCAGGCCCGUUGGAGGCCACCGGCAAGUGCGACCUUCGGAUCAGUCUAGCUUUAUGUUCAUCUACAUUGUAUGCUUGAUCCUGGCUGCUUACUUGAUGGGUGUCAUGCUUCUGGAAGAUCUGCUUGACCUCAACCACAUCGUGAUCGUCCUGUUCACGGUGGUGCUGAUGCUUCUCUUGCUGGUUCCUAUCGCCAUUCCUCUGCUGCUGGCAUUCCGUGUGGAUGCCGCCGCUUCUCCCGUCCAAGAGCUUCUCUUGCCCGAACCUUCGAAAGAGGAGACAAGCAAAUCAGGACAACAAAACGAGGUUGUCUUCAGCGAGCUCGAGGACGAAAAGCCCAAGGAUGUCGACCUGCUUCCUGCGUUGGAGAGGCAGAAGAGAAUCGCUCGUUUGCAAGCAAAGCUGUUCCAAGCAGCCGCUGAUGGAGCUGUCCGGGUCAAGAAGAGGAGAGGCCCGCACAGGGGAGAGGACUUCACCUUGAUGCAGGCACUCAUAAAGGCGGACUUCUGGCUUAUGUUCUUCUCCCUUCUCUUGGGAUCCGGUUCCGGAUUGACUGUCAUCGACAAUCUUGGGCAGAUGAGCGAGUCUUUGGGUUACGAUGAGACUCACAUCUUCGUCUCCAUGAUUAGCAUUUGGAAUUUCCUUGGUCGGGUAGGCGGAGGCUAUGUAUCUGAGAUCAUUGUCAGGGACUAUGCGUAUCCGAGGCCAGUGGCCAUGGCGUUCUCUCAGGUCGCAAUGGCAAUCGGGCACCUGUUCUUUGCCAUGGCUUGGCCUGGAACGAUGUACAUCGGAACCUUGCUGAUUGGACUUGGAUAUGGAGCUCACUGGGCUAUCGUUCCGGCUGCUGCAUCCGAGCUGUUCGGGUUGAAGAACUUCGGAGCCCUGUACAAUUUUCUUACCGUGGCUAAUCCUGCCGGAUCAUUAAUCUUCUCAGGUCUCGUUGCCAGCGGAAUCUACGACUACGAAGCGGAAAAACAAGCACACCAACAUCAAAGCUCGGAGGGUCUGCAACUUGGAAAAUUGCUCCAACUUACUGCACUGAAUGCGGAGGAGCCAUUGAAGUGCAAAGGAGCAAUCUGCUUCUUCUUCAGUUCAUUAAUCAUGUCCGGACUUUGCGUCAUUGCAGUGAUCCUCAGCAUGAUCAUUGUUUACAGGACUAGAAUCGUGUACCUCAACCUUUACGGACGUAAUCGCACGUAAUUAUCUGAACUCAGACGCCAUUGACGCCGUCGAGUCCUUUUGGUCUUGGCAACUCUGUUUCCGCUUGCCCAUUGAAGCAGAGGUGUUUCCAUGUUCCCAAGAUUAGAUUAACGGAGGCUGGAUGGAUCGGUGGAUCUUCUUUGUGAAGUAUCAUCAUCUUGUAGUGUCUUGGAAAAGAGUUGGUACAUUCUGUGGUGUUCUAAUGUAUCGGUUUUGAUGCGUCUGCAUUCGAUAUAACACAGUGGUUCGGUUUCGGAA
Messenger RNA from Musa acuminata subsp. malaccensis (wild Malaysian banana), 2417 nucleotides. RefSeq names its product protein NUCLEAR FUSION DEFECTIVE 4. The record is from RefSeq and is a predicted model, not a curated record. Lineage: Eukaryota; Viridiplantae; Streptophyta; Magnoliopsida; Zingiberales; Musaceae. Gene Ontology annotation, cellular component: membrane.